Messenger RNA from Lycium barbarum (goji berry), 848 nucleotides. RefSeq names its product protein DELETION OF SUV3 SUPPRESSOR 1(I)-like. Gene Ontology annotation, biological process: proteasome assembly; mRNA export from nucleus; double-strand break repair via homologous recombination. The record is from RefSeq and is a predicted model, not a curated record. The transcript has a single exon. NCBI's taxonomy places the organism in Eukaryota, Viridiplantae, Streptophyta, Magnoliopsida, Solanales, Solanaceae. Gene Ontology annotation, cellular component: proteasome regulatory particle, lid subcomplex; proteasome complex. Bases 48 to 383 code for a protein of 111 amino acids.
AAGAAAAAUCAUUGUUCUUAAAAUCUGUCCUUAUCUCUGAAUUGGCAAUGGCGAUUGAACAGCCAAAGCCAACUGCUGAAGACGUGAAGAUGGAUCAAUUCGAAGAUGACGACGAAUUUGAGGAGUUUGCAAUUGAUCAAGAGUGGGAGGACAAAGAGGAAGGAAAAGAAGUAACCCAACAAGGGGAAGAUGAUUGGGAUGAUGAUGAUGUUAACGAUGACUUCUCUCUGCAGCUCAGAAAGGAAUUGGAAGCAACACUGAGAAGAAAUGAGCUGCAUUUGCAUAUGAACUCUUUUUCUUCGCAAAAUUGGACCAUGUUAUUUCUAUUAUGGGUUCAGAUGUUUCCAUAUGUUUGUACUCUUUAUUUUACUGAUAAAACUUAGCUUUCAAAAAAAAAAAAAAAAUUACCAAUCAGUUUUGCAUAAGCUUCAUUCUUUGUUAGCAAGACCCAAGAUUAAAGUAAUUGGACCAGCAAACCACUAAAUCCGCCAAAAAAAAUAAAAUAAAAAAAAUAAACGUCUCAAGUCUCUAAACGUGUUUUCAUCUUUUAUUGUACUUCAAGCCUAGUCUAAAAAAAAAAAAAAAAAUCAAAUACGACAAGUCUUGAAGUAGGGGGCAUUUGUAGUCAUUUAAAAUUUUAUUGGAUUUAAAUCAGUAUAUUAAUUUGGACUAUAUUAAAUUUAAGAAAAUAGUUCAAAUAAUGUGGCUAAUAUGGUUGAAUUAAUCAUCUAAUCUUAAAGAUAUUGGGCUAGUCCAUUUGAUUGGGCUCCAAAUGAUGAGUCCACUUUAAUAGCUCAAAGUCCAAGCCCAUCUUGAAAUGCAAGCCCGCGCCACAUGUCAAAUGAGGU